Molecule: messenger RNA, 1524 nt
Organism: Filobasidium floriforme
Lineage: Eukaryota; Fungi; Basidiomycota; Tremellomycetes; Filobasidiales; Filobasidiaceae
Product: histone lysine N-methyltransferase
Exons: 8
Coding region: 71-1300 (409 amino acids)
Cellular component (GO): Set1C/COMPASS complex
Molecular function (GO): chromatin binding; protein binding
Source: RefSeq, a predicted model, not a curated record
GCAGCGAUCAACCUCGGACCUACGUAUACAGUAGUCAUUCGAGUCUUCACAUUAACGCGCAAUCAUCGACAUGGCUGCGCCCGUAGCCUCUGGAAGUCAAGCACCCAAUAGGGAGGACGAGCAUAAGCAGAUCCUCAACCCAGAUAUACUCAAAGACUUUCUCCCGUCGCGAGUCUUUCCAGAUGUCGCCUCGGAGAAAGACAGCGGAAUGGUUGCAGGCGGGAAGAAGCAGAUCAUAUCGCUCUGUUUCGAGGAUACAGGACGAACGUGCGUGACCGCCGGAGAAGACGAGAUGAUCACCUACUGGGAUGUACUGGGCGGGAAGAAGGUGAAAGGUUAUCCCUCUGCCAAGUACGGCGUGGAUCACUUGACACCGACACACCAAAAGGGACACUUGUUACAUAGCUCUACGAAAGGGGAUGAAGACGAUGUGAGGUUAUUCGUGGCGGAUCGAGGGUCGUACUUGAAAUAUUAUAAAGGUCAUACAAAAAGAGUGGGAUCGAUUAGCAUGAAUCCCGCGCAGAACACAUUCUUGACCGGAUCGCAUGACGGAACUGUGAUACUCUGGGAUCAAAGAGCGGAUAAAGCGCAAGGAAUGUUGAACCAGAUGGAAGGACCGUGUCUCGUAGACUGGGACCCUACCGGAAUAGUAUUCGCAGUAGCGAUGCCUGACAUCCAUUAUGUCUGUCUCUACAGCAACAAUCAGCUAGAUAAGGCACCGUUCAAGUAUGAAACGAUCAAUGACCCAGAGCUCGACAAGAUCUCUGUGCCACGUCGGAAUCCGUAUAUCACCUCGAUCAAGUUUUCGAACAACGGGAAAUACCUGCUCGUCGGGACUUCGGGCGUCUUCCACUACGUGAUGGAUUCGUACGACCUCUCGGUAUUGGCCAGGUUGGAAGGACACGAAGGGCUCGAAAAGGAUAAGCGCGGAAACAUGAGCAUAAAGUCAGGAAAGGGUUUGAGCGGGGCAGAGGUCUGCUGGACGCCAGAUUCCUGCUUUGUCAUGUCGGGAUCAUGGGACGGCCGAAUCUGCAUGUGGGAUCUAUCACCACCGCCUGGAGAAACGAGAAUACCCAAGCCCGUACCUCUGAUGCCGCACAUGCUCCCAGCUAUCCCGACGAUCACGCCCAUCUCGUCGCUAAACGAGGAAAAGUCGGGUGGACCGUGCAGAGCUUUAGCGUUCAAUCCAAAGUACAUGGUCUUUGCUUCUGCGGGCGAGGCGAUGGCAUUUUGGUUACCGGCGAAGAAGGGAGCUGGGGAGGACGAUGGCGAUCAGAUGGAUAUCAAGAUGGAAGCUUAGAUUAGACAAAUGACACUAUGGAAACGGCCCGGUGAUCGCCGUGACAUGGUUAUAUGCUGACAUGUAACAAUACACCGUACUUAACUACAGGUAGUCUAUACACAGAUAGACGGGACCAUGCAUAGAGUAGAUAUAUAUACCAUCAGGCUUAUUUACGCGUCGCCUCCUUCUCCUUUGACGAAUCUAGUGGGAUAUCGGUGGAAUCCGGCGUCCUGGCGACGACG